AAGACGCUUGUUUAACUCACUGUCCACUGAUAAGGAAACAGCCAGAUUAUUUGGUUUCUAGCAGCUACAAUCUCAGCAGACAAACCACCAAUCGCCACGACCACAAAUAACAGUCAACAUUAAAAACGUGAAGAUCAAACAACGUCGGCCUUUUGAAAAUUAAUUUUAAAUAAGUAUGGUUUGGCUAAAACGAGUUUUGUGGUUUUUUGGCAUUGUUUGUGGGCUCGCGGCUAUGGUCGCUUAUAAGCGCAUAGACACCAUAUUCGAAUGUGAACCGCCAGAGGUAUCACUUCAGCAAUGGUGGGGUGAUGAAGAGCCGCCCAAAGACUGGGCAGCCUAUUUGGAAAAUUCCUCAUUGGUGAUUGGUAAUAAGUUAAAGUUCUCAGAUGCGACUAUUGACGAUUUACGUAAACAACUGAAUCGCACUUUGCGGCUACCAGAGCCUUUGGGCAAACCUGACUUUAGAAAUGGUUUCAAUACGCAAGAAUUAAAGAAUAUCGUCGAUUAUUGGCGUGAUGACUACUUGCCGCGUUGGCGCGAACGUGAAGUAUUUCUAUGGCAGUUCAAUCACUUCACCACCGAAAUUCAAGGCUUACUUAUACAUUUCUUGCAUUUAAUGGUUUAUGAUGAGAACAAAGUGGAUAAAAAUCACUACCCUGUACUUCUGCUGCAUGGCUGGCCCAGCUCAAUACGUGAAUUUUAUCCGCUAAUACAUAAACUUCAUCAGACACAUCUGGAUAAGAAAAACAAAUAUAUUUUUAAUGUUGUGGUGCCUAGUUUGCCAGGGUUUGCGUGGUCACAGGGCGCAUCGAAAGUGGGCCUAGGCCCCGUACAAGUGGCUGUAAUCAUGCGCAAUCUUAUGCUGCGUUUGGGCUAUAAGCGAUUCUUCAUACACGGUAGUGAUAUGGGUUCCCUAGUUGCUUCUCAUAUGGCUACGCUAUUUCCAGAGAAUGUACUUGGAUAUCACUCAAAUUUGUGCGCUGUCUUCACGGAGCGGUCGCUUGUGAAAGGCUUUAUAAAUGCAGUGAAAUCCAAUAUUUUCGGCGCACAUGGCUUUGAAGCCAAUUUCUUGCCACAUUGGGAGCCCAUAAAACAUCUGAUCGAAGAAAGUGGCUACUAUCAUUUACAAGCUACAAAACCAGACACAAUUGGAGCUGUGCUCACCGACAACCCGAUUGGCUUAGCUGCCUACAUACUAGAGAAAUGGUCCUCGCUUACUAAUAGGAAGUAUAAAGAAUCUGCCAAUGGCGGUUUGAGUGAACGUUUCAAGCUGGAUGCACUCCUGGAUAAUGUUAUGCUAUAUCACUUGACGAAUUCGAUAAUUACUUCCUCACGUCUAUUCGCCGAAACUCAUUCUCAGCAGCAACGUGAGUUGCAAAUGGAUUGGGUUCCAACUGAUGUGCCGACCGGUUGUGCACGUUUCAAGCAUGAUUUGAUACACUUUUACGAUAAUCAGUUGAAAGAUAAAUAUCGUAAUUUGAUUCAUAGCAAAUAUUAUAGCAAUGGUGGACACUUUGUGGCGCUGGAAAUGCCCCAGUUGUUGUAUGCGGACUUUAUAGAAUUUGUAAAAAAGGUGGAGAAGUUUAGCAGUAGUCUAGCUUGGUUUUAAGUUUUCUAAAUCAGAUUUAACUAAGUUUAAGAACGAAAAUUUUUUAUUAACGAUUGUAUGAUGAUAACUUUCUAAGUGCUGUUCUGUCUCCGAGGCCCGCGUCUGAAAUGAUGGGGUCAACUUAUACUGGACAUAGAUCGGUUACAGAAA
Molecule: messenger RNA, 1759 nt
Organism: Rhagoletis zephyria (snowberry fruit fly)
Lineage: Eukaryota; Metazoa; Arthropoda; Insecta; Diptera; Tephritidae
Gene: Jheh1
Product: Juvenile hormone epoxide hydrolase 1
Biological process (GO): epoxide metabolic process
Molecular function (GO): epoxide hydrolase activity
Source: RefSeq, a predicted model, not a curated record